This is a messenger RNA of Geodia barretti, 879 nucleotides long. The record is from the annotation of a GenBank genome assembly. Lineage: Eukaryota; Metazoa; Porifera; Demospongiae; Tetractinellida; Geodiidae.
UUGCCAGAACUUGUUGCCUACGAGAUACCGGCGGAGACGGAAUUGUUGCACAACUAUCCCAAUCCGUUUAACCCGGAGACGUGGAUACCCUAUCGGUUGGCAGAGGACGCCUUCGUCACCCUGACCAUCUAUGACCAGACCGGUCAGGUUGUCCGCACAAUCGACGUGGGACAUCAGAUUGCGUCGGUCUACGAAAGUAGGUCAAAGGCAAUCUACUGGGAUGGCAGAAAUGGAUUGGGUGAGCAGGUGGCAAGCGGCGUCUACUUCUAUCACCUUACGGAAAGAAAGGAAAAACACAAUGAACCCACCCCUCCCAAACAGACCGAAACAGUAACGCUCGACGGAGAGGAAGUCGCCUUCACCGAGGGGGAAACCCUCUACGAGAUCUCGGAACGGAAUCGGAAGGAUAUUCCGACGCUCUGCUACGACCCUCGCCUCGAAGCCUUCGGCGGCUGCCGCCUCUGCGUCGUUGAACUGGAAGGUGCGCGAACUCCGGUAGCGUCCUGCACGACGAAGGCGACGCCCGGCAUGGUCGUCCGGACAGCGACUGAGGAUAUUGAGAAAUACCGAAAGACCUUGUUGGAGAUGGUCACGUCCGAAAACCGUGAGAUCGAUGUCGAUUCGCUGCGCGGCUAUGCGUCACAGGAGCUGACAACGCUUGUCAACCGCUACGAGGCGCGUACCGGACGGUUCAUGGGUGCGAUGUCAGGGACAGACCAAACAGACGACAAAAAUCCCUUUAUCUUUCGCGACUACGAUCUCUGUAUCUCCUGCUACCGGUGCGUCCGCGUCUGCGCCGAGCAGGAGGGUGAUUACGCAAUAAGCGUCAUGAACCGCGGCUUCCACACGCAGAUCACCACCGAGUUCAAUGGAGAUUGA